ACUUUUGUGUCACUGUCAAACUUAUAGGUUAACUAAAAGAAAACAUCAAAAAAUAAGUUUGACAACACCCUCAAAACAUAGUUUAUAUUGCUGUUUGGUUAAAUUUUGAUUUCUGACAUGGAAGAAAAAGGUUUUGAAGAGCAAUUCGUAUGCAGGGCAUGUUUGAAAAUUGUUGAACGUACUACACAAAGCUUUGGAUAUGUGGAUGAUGCUACUGGAAACUUGAGGGAUUUGCUGAUGUGUUGUGUCCCAGAACUGGAUAUAUAUGUAUCAUCCAAUCCCAUUAUAUGUUUCGGAUGUAUACAAGGGCUAAUCCAAGUUCACAAUUUUAAAUCCAAAUGUAUAAAUACAGAAAACAUCAUACGCACAUUCAUGCACAAAUACAAAGUCCCUGAUGAACAAUUAAUAAACUUAGGCUCUGUAGUAAAAGAUGUAGUUGAAGUAAACAAGUUUCAUAAACAACAAGAAGAUCUGAGAAGACAGUUUCUGGUGGACAAACGGAUAAUAGGGAAUCCAAUAAAUUCAAGUUGUCCUCCACCAUUGAUAUAUCAUGAAGGACCAAUACCAUCGCCAACAAGUAUACCAGCGCCAGUACAGGAAUUGGAAAGGACUCCCACAACAUAUGAGCAGGUAGCAGGACCUGUACUACCAUUGAUAAUAGACACCGACCAAUUACGAUCACUUACAAGUGGUAGUGAACAAACGCCAUCCCCGCUACAUUACCAACCAUCUGCUUCCGAUCAGAUACUGCAAGUUAAUCCGCCAAGGGACCAUGAACCAUUGAUGCGGCCAUUGCCAAUUGUCCAUUUACAGCCAAUGGAUAAUAAUCCUAUUAACUCAUUCAAUCCCCAACUAGCACAAUCGAUGGUUCCUCAGCAGUUGCAGGCGACUGGCUAUGGGCCAGCAUACACACCUAUUUCAAUAGUGCAACCUCAAAACGUGCCUUUGUUGAGCCCUCAAAAUAGAAUGUCCAUGAGUUCCUCACAUGGUCCACCAUUAUAUCCAAGAUUUAUAUCAUCUUCAAUGACUCCUCGAUAUAUGUCUUCAACUGGUGGUCCGCAAAUAUCACCACUGAAUUUUGUAAGACUACCACCAUCCACACCUGUUCCAACAAGCCUUUCUGUGGGGACUAUGCGUCAUGCAUUAGCUAAUAAACUUAAUUCUAAUACACUUGUAAACGGUCUUGGAGUCAGUUCAGAUGUACCUCCACUUGUCGCCAUUCCAUUGCAGCAAAAAAGACCCGCCGUAGAAUCUGGAAGUCAAAACCCAAUUCAACGCCAAGAAUCAAUUACCAAUACAAAUGAUAAACGUGAACCAGAAUAUCAUCCUAUCGAAAAGAAAAGAAGAUUAGUCGUGAGAUUGCCGAGAAUGAAUUUUGUAUUACCUUCAAAUUCAGAUGCUGUUCCAUCUUUUAAUCAGACUGAAAGUUCAAACAGUUACGGAGCUAGCACUGAAGAACAACAUGAUGGGCAUGAGGUUGUACCAGAUGAUCAGGAAAUAGCAAACUUUGGAACUGAUGUAAUGCAAGAAGAAGAAGGCUCCGUUAUUAGAUCAGAAAAUGGCGGCGUAUUGCCUGAGCACAACAUUGCCAAACUUUACAAUUGUGCCUGUAUGUACCUAACAACAUCCCAAGCAUUGUUUAAUGAGCAUAAGAAUAAAUGUCAAAUGUCUAAGAUCGGUUCUAAGCAAACGUACAAAUGUCCGCAUUGUACUCACGUCACAAAUCGGCCUUAUGCUAUCAACAAGCACAUUAAUACCAUGCACACUAAGUCUGUUUGGUUCAUGUGCGAAUCCUGUAGCUACAAAAGUACCGACAAAUCCUGCUUAAGACGGCAUGUUAGGAAAAAUCACGAAGAUCCUGAUCCUACGAAACAAUACCCCUGUCACCUAUGCGAUAUGGUUAUGACUAAUAAAUACAACUUCAAAAGGCACUUGUUAAAACACGAUGAAGCUCUCUCCUACGACUGUGAGUUUUGUUCGUACAAUUGCAAAGAUAAAAGUAACUUUCGUAAACACCUGUUCACUCAUAGUCCCAAAUUAUUGCCGUGUUCGUUGUGUGCGUACAAUCACGUAUCGCCGUAUCAGCUCAGGAGUCAUCUCAAGAAACACCACGAAGGUGUCGGUGUGGAUAAAGUGGACAUUAAGAAUGAUAUAUCGAUAAUAGAACUCGUUGAUGAAAUUCGAACAGCAAUCAAUAGCAUAGAUAAUUAUAUAAUUCCAGUACCCGAUGACCUAGAAGCCACAGAAGAGACCGAGGAACUAGAAGCGCCAGAAAUAACCGAGGACAGCUAAAUAUGGUGAUUUCAUUGUAUUAUAAUUAAUAAGUUUAUUUGAUAUUUGUGUACGUACAUAAAUAUGGAACGCUGGUUUUAAAAGUGGUUAAACAUGCUUAUACGCCAGUCAAUGGGAGCA
This is a messenger RNA of Diabrotica virgifera virgifera (western corn rootworm), 2412 nucleotides long. Its product is annotated as B-cell lymphoma 6 protein homolog. Gene Ontology annotation, cellular component: nucleus. The transcript has 4 exons. The record is from RefSeq and is a predicted model, not a curated record. Lineage: Eukaryota; Metazoa; Arthropoda; Insecta; Coleoptera; Chrysomelidae. Bases 118 to 2292 code for a protein of 724 amino acids. Gene Ontology annotation, biological process: regulation of transcription by RNA polymerase II. Gene Ontology annotation, molecular function: RNA polymerase II transcription regulatory region sequence-specific DNA binding; zinc ion binding; DNA-binding transcription factor activity, RNA polymerase II-specific.